Messenger RNA from Mizuhopecten yessoensis (Yesso scallop), 1124 nucleotides. RefSeq names its product G-protein coupled receptor 157-like. The record is from RefSeq and is a predicted model, not a curated record. Gene Ontology annotation, biological process: adenylate cyclase-activating G protein-coupled receptor signaling pathway; cell surface receptor signaling pathway. NCBI's taxonomy places the organism in Eukaryota, Metazoa, Mollusca, Bivalvia, Pectinida, Pectinidae. The transcript has 5 exons. The coding region runs from base 126 to 1001 and encodes 291 amino acids. Gene Ontology annotation, molecular function: G protein-coupled receptor activity. Gene Ontology annotation, cellular component: plasma membrane.
CAUGUAGGUGUCAGAAAACAACGCCAUCGAAGCAAAAAAUUGAAAUUCAUCGGAGAACUCGCAAUGUUCAUCCCAAACGAUUAAAACAAUUCAAUUUGCUAACAAAGGUGACAAUAACAGACAAUAUGUCGUCUAACCUAGCCACGGUAACGUCUAUCAUCACAUGUAGCAGUGCCUCAGUUUCAAUUCUUUGUGGGCUGGCCAUUCUGUGGUCAUACCGACAGGUUCCUCACAUACAGAACUACACCCGAUACCUCCUGGUCUGUCUCACGAUAGCCGACAUCUUCACUGCAUACGGCAAUUUGAUCAGUACAUUUAGAUGGUUUAUCAUUGGAAACAGUAAAGAAACGAACGAUGCCUACUGUGUUGCCCAAAGUUUUAUAACAACGACUUCAACGCUAAGUUCAUUCUUCUGGACGACAUCCAUAGCCAUAUACCUUUUUAGUGCGGUCGCACUCCGAGUGAACAUUGCUGAGAAACGUACCGCUAAAAUCGCCAUGACUGUUAUUCCAAUUGUAAUUCCAGUGGCAAUUACAUGCGUGGCUUUGGGCAACGAUGUCUUAGGCGAAGACAAAUACUCCGGGAGUGGACCUUGGUGCUGGAUCAAAGGUGACGUCAGCAAUAAACUCAUGUGGAAGCUAGUGACGGGCAAGGCUUGGGAGAUGAUGACGUACAUGAUUACACUUGUGAUAUACAUCCUGCUAAAAUUCUUCAAAUGUAGAAAGAACUGUCAACGUCACGGAAGGUUUAGAUGGAGCGAUUCAGAUACAAAUAUCCGAGAUGCAGACGACACUUUUGAGAUAUCGUGGUUGUUUCUACUCAUCGCACGGAUUUGGGGGACUCUCAGAUUUAUCUUGCAGUCCUUUGAUGUUCACUUAGAAGAAUCUGUAAAUAACGGGUUGCUCUAUAUGCAGUGUUUUGGCGACAGCUCCCAGGCUUUCUGGAACUUCAUGUUCUUCUUCACUCUUGAUGCAGAAUUACGGGAGCAUGUCUGUCAGUAGAUAUGUUGUCUAUCAAGGCAUAGAAGAACUAGUACAGUGACAGAUUUACAUGGCGAUGCACAACAGACAGGCUUUUAAUUGGAGUAUAUUUAUAGCUUUCUAAUUGUUUGAAUAGCCGGUGUG